Molecule: messenger RNA, 1690 nt
Organism: Oncorhynchus nerka (sockeye salmon)
Lineage: Eukaryota; Metazoa; Chordata; Actinopteri; Salmoniformes; Salmonidae
Product: cytochrome P450 2F2
Exons: 9
Coding region: 48-1514 (488 amino acids)
Biological process (GO): xenobiotic metabolic process
Cellular component (GO): cytoplasm; intracellular membrane-bounded organelle
Molecular function (GO): heme binding; iron ion binding; oxidoreductase activity, acting on paired donors, with incorporation or reduction of molecular oxygen, reduced flavin or flavoprotein as one donor, and incorporation of one atom of oxygen
Source: RefSeq, a predicted model, not a curated record
GUAGAGCAGAGUGCAGUCACUGCUGUGGUUGGAACUGAACAACAAGUAUGUUGGGCUCGUUCGUUCUGCUGUGGAUAUGCAUCUGCCUCCUCUUCUUCUUCUUGAAGGUUAAUAGACCCCCAAACUUUCCUCCUGGUCCACAACCCAUUCCAAUAUUUGGGAAUCUGCUGCAUCUGAGCUUGGGGAAUCCUAUGAAAGACCUGGAGAAGUUGGCGAAGCGCUAUGGGAAUGUUUUCAGUCUUUAUAUUGGUGGAAGGCCAGCUGUGAUUCUCAAUGGGCUUGAAUCUAUGAAGGAGGCCCUGGUUACCAGGGCUGCAGAUUUUGCAGGAAGACCCCAAGACCUUAUGAUCAACCAUGUCACAGAAGGAAAAGGUGUCAUUCUUGUGGACUAUGGCUCCAGCUGGAAAGAGCAUCGUCGCUUCGCCCUAAUGACCCUGAAAAACUUUGGUCUGGGGAAGCAGUCCAUGGAGGAGAGGAUUCUGGGGGAGAUAUCACACCUCAUUGCACCCUUGGCGAAAAACGUUGGAAAAUCCAUGAACCCACAGGUUCUCUUCCACAAUGCUGCAUCCAAUAUCAUCUGCCUUGUCCUCUUUGGGUCGCGUUAUGACUAUAACGAUGAGUUUCUUAAGACCUUCGUGAGGCUCUACACUGAGAACGCAAAGAUCGCCAAUGGACCCUGGGCUAUGCUUUACGACACAUUGCCCAUGCUCCGACACCUUCCCUUGCCAUUCCAGAAGGCCUUUCAAAAUGCAAUUUGUUGCAGACAGAUGUCUCUUGGACUCGUCACUCAGCAUAAGGAAACCAGGAUUCCUGGGGCGCCAAGGGACUUCAUUGACUCCUACCUGGAUGAACUAGACAAAAGAGGAGAUGAUGGAUCUUCUUUUUCAGAGGCCCAACUCAUAAUGUACGUCCUGGACUUGCACUUUGCUGGAACAGACACCACCUCCAACACACUGCUCACUGCUUUCCUCUACCUCAUGACCCAUCCAGAGAUUCAGGAGAGGUGUCAGCAGGAAAUUGACACGGUACUGGAGGGGAAAGAACACGCAUCUUUUGAGGACAGGCACAGGAUGCCUUACACUCAGGCAGUGACCCACGAGAGUCAGCGCAUCGCCAGUACUGUCCCCCUCAGUGUGUUUCAUAGCACCACCAGAGACACUGAGGUGAUGGGCUACAGUAUCCCAAAGGGCACUUUGAUCAUUCCAAACCUUACCUCUGUGCUGUCUGAAGAGGGUCAGUGGAAGUUCCCCCAUGAGUUCAACCCCUUAAACUUCCUGAACGAGCAGGGCGAGUUUGAGAAGCCCGAGGCCUUUAUUCCGUUCUCUGCAGGGCCCCGAAUGUGUCUUGGAGAAGGACUCGCUCGCAUGGAGCUCUUCCUGAUCAUGGUCACUCUGCUGCGACGCUUCAAGUUUGUCUGGCCUGAGGAUGCGGGGGAACCUGACUACACCCCUGUGUUUGGUGUAACCCUGUCCCCCAAACCCUACAGACUGGGUGUUAGACUGAGAGGGAACUAGUUAGGCGGAAGCUAUUCUAGACAGAGAUCAAAUAGAAUUGGUUUAAUAUAAUAUGUAAUAUUAUAAUCAUUCUACUUAAUUCAACUAUCUAUAUGUAUUUGUGCUUAACACAUUUUUGUUUUUCAUUUGUCACAAUUUGCUUAUGUGAAUAUGUAAUAAAGGACUCAUUACACACA